Molecule: messenger RNA, 4453 nt
Organism: Acipenser ruthenus (sterlet)
Lineage: Eukaryota; Metazoa; Chordata; Actinopteri; Acipenseriformes; Acipenseridae
Product: prolactin-releasing peptide receptor-like
Exons: 4
Coding region: 463-1590 (375 amino acids)
Biological process (GO): G protein-coupled receptor signaling pathway
Cellular component (GO): neuron projection; plasma membrane
Molecular function (GO): neuropeptide Y receptor activity; neuropeptide binding
Source: RefSeq, a predicted model, not a curated record
CUGCAUCAUGCUUUCACUGUGCUUUAUUACAUUUUGCUCUGCUUUUGCUGCGGCAUACAAUGUAUUCUGCAGCAGCUUGCUCUUUUUGAUUGUUUAAUUAAACCCAGGUGCUCAAUCAAUUAGUUAAGGACCUGAUACCAACAAAGUCCUGGUUUGGAACAGAACGACGGAGCUCCAGAAUGCGAGACACUGCGUGAAAAGAGAAGAGCGACACUGGCAAUUCAGCGCCCCUGAAUUCCAUCUCCGGUGUUUUAUCAUGGUUUGUUUCCAGCUCGCUGGCGUUGUUGUGAAUUAUGUUUUCUGAGGCGCUCGGAUCAGACACUGGCAACCUCAACCACUAGAACUGGGUGCAAGAAGACUCCGGCAACGCAUCUCAUACUGGGUGCAACUGCGGACACUGGAAAUUGCAGCAGCCACUGACGUAUCACCUGCCAGCUGUCAUUUAACCCUUCCCCUCCCGUGAUGGAAGACAGUGGCAGCGGCAGUGGCUGGGGGCCGGGCUGGACCGUGUCCACUCCUCACCCCAACGGGAGCUACUCUGCCAACCCGGCGGGGGUCUCCGAGCUGCGCAACGCCUCCAGCUCCAACUCCAGCUCCCAGUUCGCGGGGGUGGAGCUGCUGCAGUCCUUCAAGCCGCUCAUCAUCCCUUGCUACGCGCUGGUGGUGCUGGUCGGGGUCUUCGGGAAUUACCUCCUGCUCUACAUCAUCUGCCGCACUCGGAAGAUGCACAACGUCACCAACUUCUUCAUCGGGAACCUGGCGUUCUCCGACAUGCUCAUGUGCGCCACCUGCGUGCCCUUCACCCUCGCCUACGCCUUCAACCCCCGCGGCUGGGUCUUCGGCCGCUUCAUGUGCUACCUGGUGUUCCUCAUUCAGCCUGUCACGGUCUACGUGUCUGUGUUCACGCUGACCGCCAUCGCCGUGGACCGGUACCACGCCACGGUGCACCCUCUGAAGAAACGGCUCUCAGUGCCCGCUUGUGCCUACGUGCUGGUGGGCAUCUGGCUGCUGUCCUGCGCCUUGGUUGCGCCGGCAGUCGCGCACACCUACCACGUGGAGUUCCAGGAGGAGGGCUUCACCAUCUGCGAGGAGUUCUGGAUGGGGCAGGAGCAGGAGCACCUGGCCUACGCCUACAGCACGCUGGUCAUGACCUACAUCCUUCCCCUGUCUGCCCUGUCGCUCUCCUACCUGUGCAUCUCCGUCAAGCUGCGCAGCCGUGUGACCCCGGGCCAGCCCUCCCGCAACCGGGCUUCCGAGUCCCAGCGGGAGCGCAAGAUCCGGAAGAUCUUCCGGCUGGUGGUGCUGGUGGUGUCCGCCUUCGGGAUCUGCUGGCUUCCCAUCCAUGUGUUCAACGUGCUCCGGGACAUUGACAUCAACCUCAUCGAUAAGCGCUAUUUCCUGCUCAUCCAGUUGCUGUGCCAUUGGUGCGCCAUGAGCUCCGCCUGCUGCAACCCCUUCUUGUACGCCUGGCUGCACGACCGCUUCCGUGCGGAGCUGCGCAAGAUGUUCGCCUGGCGGAGACGCUGCAGCUGCCACGGGGGGGUCGUUCUCCCUCACAGCAACUCCGUGGCCGUCAGCGUCAUGCUGUGAGGAGGAAGAGGGUCCGGUGAAGCUAGAGAGGGCUGGGAGAGAGGGAGAGAGGGAGAGAGAGAGUCUGGGUGGAGAUCUUCAGAGCCAGUCAGGUUUGUCUUCUCCAGUAAUGGCUAUGAGGACCAGGGGAGAGAGGGUGCAGAUGUGGAGAGUCUGCGGCUGGGUAGGAAUUAAGAUCUGCCUUGCGAAGAGGUCCCAUUGAAAUCGGGGACUAAGAUAGCGUUGGGCAAUUGAGGCCUCCCCAAUAACAAGCUCUUGGCAAUCAGUGUCGUGCUGUGAUGAUGGAGGGGAAGGCCAUGUUGAUGCCAGGUUGUCCUCCACAAGUACCGCUGCGUGUGAGGAUGAGGGGAGAGAGAAGUUCAGAGAGGGAGAGCUCAGAGUGUGGAGCUUCAGACCUACUCAGGGUCAUCCUCAGCCAGGAACUAGAAUGGAGGCCAGGGAGGGGAGUAGCGAGAGAGAGAGCUCAUGAGAUCCAGGAGCUGUGAUGAUGAGUGGAGAGGUCUUGCAUGAGAGAGGCAAGGACUGUUGGAUCUGUAUAGAGAAGGAGACUAAUCUGGGUCAUCCAAAACACUGUCAGUGUCACGGGACGAGGAGGAGAGGGAGAAGUAUACAUUAUAUGAGGCGCAGGAGAUAUGUUGAGAUGGAGGAUAGUCAGUGUCAGCAAUGUAGAAAAGCCUUUCGCUUUAGAGCUAUUGCAGGUCUUAUGAAUUGUGUGGCUGGAUGUCUGUGUUGUGACAAGGGGAGACUUUUUGAAGUCGCAUCCCCUUUAGAAGCUAUUGGCAGCAACUACGCUUCAAGACUGUCAUUGCCAUUCUGAGUGCGAGAUCCUUGAAACGUUUAAACCACCACAGAAUCUACAGAAACAGAUGGGUUUUUUUUUUUUUUUUUUUUAAUUGAAAUGGAAUGGCUUAUGUUCGGCGGCAGCCGUCUCUGAUCAAGUUGACAGCGUACUUUCUCUGGUAUUCAUUGUAUGACAGACUGACAGUUUCAUGUUGUGAUGUGAACUGAUUCUGAAACUCAUCUGAGGUUCACUGAAAGCUCGAUUAGCGAGCCUUUGCGAAAAUAAUGUCAGUUAACAAUUCUGUGUUGGAGUCAUAAUCCGGGUUCCAUGUGAUUUUAAAACUUUUAAAAGGUAAAACUAGGAUUCAAGUCAAGUAGACAAACAGGGAUGGAAAUAAGACUCCCGUUGCAGAGCAGUUUGAUCCAUUCCUGGUUUCACUGCGAGUUUAAUCAGACACACCUGAGCUUGUUACCUAGACACACUGUGGGCUAAUCAAGCUGGUACUGAAACCUGGAAUGGGUGACACUGCUGUGCAACAGGAGUCUUAUUUCUAUCCCUGGCAGAUGUUUUGGCCAGGGCUGUUUUCAGACUGCUUUACUAACUGAAAUGUUUGUCUGCUUGACUUUGGGAAUUCUGGUUUUAGAUAUAGGCCAAGAGCAAGGCAACACUUCUACUCUGAAAAUGAACAGCUAUAUGUAUUGUAUAGGAAUGUAUUUUUGUUUAAUUUCUAAAAUAAACCUGCUGCUUUAAAACCUGUCUCUCAAUCCCAUCUCGUUCCCAGUAUCAACCUGGGGCUGCAGCCGGUUCUACCUGCAGCCAGACAUUACACAAAAGACAAAUCAUUAGGCAACUAAAUCAGCAUGGGGAAGGGAGCGUGUUUUGCCAGCCUGCAACCCUAACUGGGGCUGCCAGACAGAGUCCCCAUUGAAAUGGGUUUGAUCUCAGAUCUGCUGCUGAUGGAAACGCACCAGUCUGAUUUCAAACGGCUCUCAAGUCCGACGGAAGAUGCAAACGUGACAUCAGAUUCUUUGUUUGCCGUUGCCCUCGGAUACAGGCGGCCGGGCUCAACCGGGCCCAUGACUUCAUUAAAAAAAUGGUUACCAAUUUGGAUAAAAGCUGAAGUGGCAGAAGGGCUUAGACACUCGUAAUGUAUUUUUGCACUCUGAUUCACUAGCAAUGCAUGUCAUUUGGCAUAAUGCAGAAUCCAUUAUAAGCCAGAGGUUACGGAUUGCAAUAAAUGACUUCUCUUGAUAAGAGUCCAUAAUUGCAGUGAAUGACGUCUCCUCUCCGCGCAGAAGCCCCAGCGCCACUUGAUUGAGAAGUGGGCUGUGUAAUUAUCAAAAAAUAAAGGUAUCUGAACUCGCUGUAAUUACCAGUGCCUUUCAGCUCUUCAAAACUCCAGAGAGCGCGCCGCAAUCAUCCUCAAUAACGCCAACUCCCGAGGCACUCGGGCUUUAUAGUGCCGAACUAAAAAUAGUUAAAACACAGACCGACCUAUUUCUGAGACCCUGUCCCGGAUCUUUCAGCCGUCCCUUGAUACUGUCCCAUUGGUGUUGCGUCUAAGGACAUCCUCCCCUGUCUGGGAUGAAGUCCAAUACCUUGGGACUUUUCAACCAUGUGUGAUUCUGUGUGCUUGGAAGCUGCCCUGCCUUCGCAUGUUCACUGGAUCAAGGAUCUUAUGCAGUAAAACCAGCGCAGGUUUUAUGACAGUUUUAGUGUUUGCAGGAUCUUUGGUUUGUAGUAUAUUUUGUCAUUCAUUUUGCUUUGUUGUGUGAAGAGAGUAAAGACGCUCAUGGUGACAAAGUCAUUUGAGAGAGUUUGUAAAAAAAAAUAAAAAAAAAUAAAACACAACUAUUGACCAUUAACAGCGUUGGAUUUUUGUUUGGUCAUGUGAUGAGGUUUUAACCAAUCACAUGCCAGAAUUCCUAAGAAUUUCUAUAAAUGUGUGGAUGAAGGCUAUAUUUGCAUCCUAUAUUUGCAGUAGUGACGUCAAAAUGGCAUAUUUGUCUAGAAGAUUAUACUUGACCCCAUAUUUGUCUCCUGUGCACCCCGAGACCACUUUCAAACACAAAAUGUCUCGUU